Molecule: messenger RNA, 918 nt
Organism: Acaulospora morrowiae
Lineage: Eukaryota; Fungi; Glomeromycota; Glomeromycetes; Diversisporales; Acaulosporaceae
Source: the annotation of a GenBank genome assembly
AUGACGGACAAAUUGCCACCGAAUUUGCUAGCCCUCUUUGCGCCGAGGCCACCGCUUCCGUAUUCAAAGCCAUUAGAUAGAGAUCCAGCAAAGCGCAAGGGUCCUACAAUUUCUGGAAUCGGACAGUACCUUACAUUAUUAAAAGAUUAUGAUCCAAACUAUGUACCAACUGAAACGGUUGAGGAAAAAAAGAGACGUAAACUUGCCGAAAAAAAACAGCGAGCAGAAGAAGCAAUCAAAAAAGGCCUCGAGGAAUGGGAUCCUAAUAAAGACGAAAAUGUGACUGGUGAUCCCUUCAAGACCUUGUUUGUUGCUAGAAUGAGUUAUGAAAUGACCGAUAAAGAUUUACGCAGAGAGUUUGAAAUGUAUGGUCCUAUUGAGAAUAUACGAAUCGUGAAAAAUAAAGAAAAUGGGAAACCUCGAGGUUAUGCGUUUGUUGAAUUUGAAAGAGAAAAGGACAUGAAAGCUGCUUAUAAAGAUGCAGAUGGCGUCAAACUUUUGGGUCGACGAAUUCUUGUUGAUGUAGAACGUGGCCGAACUGUUAAAGGCUGGAGACCUCGUCGUCUUGGUGGUGGACUUGGGGGAACACGGAUAGGAGGACCUGAACAAAAUCAGAAGUAUUCCGGUAGAGAAGGAUCUUAUGCCGUUAACGCAGGUCAUCCUUCAUCCAGUUCAGGAUACGAUAAGGACCAUCGCUCUAGUUAUUCUUCUUCUUCCCGUGGAGCCUCUGUACCUUCAAGCACAGGAUAUGGGUAUAGUGGAAGUAGUAAUGGUAAUAAAUAUGGUGGCAGACAUAGUAGUGGUGGAUACGGAGGUAGUAGUGGUUACGAUCGUGAUUAUAGACGACGUCGAAGCCGCUCACGAAGUCCUAGAAGAGACGAUAGGUAUUCAAGAGAUAGGAGGAGGGAUCGCAGAUAA